AUGUCGAGCAGGAGAUCACGUUCAAGGCAGUCAGGUGUAUCCAGCAUCACAGAUGAUCAGAUCGCCGAUCUUGUCUCCAAGCUGCAACACCUCAUCCCUGAGCUUCGGAGAAGCCGCUCCGACAAGAUAUCAGCUUCCAAGGUCUUGCAGGACACGUGCAACUACAUCAGAAGAUUACGCAGAGAGGUGGACGACCUAAGCGACCGGUUAUCCCAGCUACUAUCUUCCUCAGACAUCGAUAGCGACCAAGCAUCCAUUAUCAGGAGUUUACUUGUGUAAUAAUCUGCAUUUGUUGUAU
This is a messenger RNA of Hibiscus syriacus, 298 nucleotides long. RefSeq names its product transcription factor PRE6-like. NCBI's taxonomy places the organism in Eukaryota, Viridiplantae, Streptophyta, Magnoliopsida, Malvales, Malvaceae. The transcript is spliced from 2 exons. Gene Ontology annotation, molecular function: protein dimerization activity. The record is from RefSeq and is a predicted model, not a curated record. Gene Ontology annotation, biological process: regulation of DNA-templated transcription; regulation of growth. The coding region runs from base 1 to 279 and encodes 92 amino acids.